Abrus precatorius (Indian licorice) is the source of this 944-nucleotide messenger RNA. RefSeq lists its product as uncharacterized. NCBI's taxonomy places the organism in Eukaryota, Viridiplantae, Streptophyta, Magnoliopsida, Fabales, Fabaceae. The coding region runs from base 408 to 608 and encodes 66 amino acids. The transcript is spliced from 2 exons. The record is from RefSeq and is a predicted model, not a curated record.
UUCGUGACGUCAAAGACUACAAUCAUCCAUGCGUACAAUUUGAGGAACGAAAAUGGUUAUUUUUCUCCUUGGCUUGCUAAUGAUCUAAAGGAGGUGUUUUAGCUACACAUGCUUCUAUCAACUGGAUGUCAAAAAUGAGUUUAGAAAGUAAGGUGUUUAUACAAUGUUAUUUUUUUUUUAUCCCUUGUAAUGUUCGUGAAUUUGGCUUGCCCUUCAUGGUUCGUUUUCUCACCCAUUAAUGCCUACCCAUGAUGAUGCAAACCUGUCCAAACCUUGCAGGACAAGGAUUUCUGAAAUUCUAGUCUAGUUGCAAUGCUUAUUGAAGCAAUGGGAAAAGUGGGGGAAAAAAAAGAAGUUUUGCUCUCCUAGCAUUGUAGGGUUUGUUUCACAGUUAGUCCAACUGAGAUAUGGCAGUAAAACCAACGGUUGCAUUAAGAGCUAUUCUUGUUGGAGGCAUAGCAGCAUUUGCUAAAAUAGGAGGUGCAAUGAAAGCUGCAGGUGGUGCAAAAUUGGGUGCGGCUGCAGCUGCCAUGACAGCAGCAGCAACUGCAGCUGUGGCAGGGUCAAAACAAGAGCAAAAUGAUGCUUCUCAACAACCUCAAAAAUAAUCAUUUGUAUCUUCUUUUUGCUUUUUACAACUCUUGACAUUGUGUGUUGGUAAGUUUAUGUAGCCUAGUUGGAUAUUCCGAGUGUAAGUGGAAGAAAGAGGCCACAUGGGAAUUAUAUUGUAAUAAGAAUUCAGAGUUCCUGAAGUUUUAGAUGAAGCUAUUAUGGAUUUCAGAGACAGACUAACCACUCUGUGAAUUGGAUUUUGCAAGUCUGAUGUAGAAGUGGGCUUGCUGUGAAGUAAUUUACAGUUUUUGAAUACUGUUGAUAAGUUUAUUUUUAAUGAACAUUGAAGAAAAGGGUUUUGUAUUAGGCUGUACCCUUUUUUUUAAAUAAUA